CAGUUCGGCUGCGAGGCAGAUCUUUGGUUCGAGUUGUAUUCGCGACUGGUAAAGAGGAAAAGCAUCUUAUUGUUAAGAAAUAAAACUUUAGAAAAGAAAUAUCAAUCAAAACGCGGUCCAGAAAGAGAGAGAGAGAGAUCAGACUCUAUAAAAAGAAGAAGUGAGAAGGGGAUGGAAAACGAGCAACGAGGUCGUGCAUUCCGAGCAUCCUCCACCUCCAGCCUCGGCCGCGAGGUUCGAUGUGGUUGUCAGUUUUACCAGAGUGAUUCGCUUCUCCCUGAACGUUGUACUCUUGUAGGCAGGCCACCAUCCAGGUCGAUGAUGCAAUCCCCAUCAUCUCAUAUAAGAGUACACCGCCCAUGCAGUGAGCACGAGUACGAACCAAUUGCAUCUCCACCUCCGCCACCACCACCGCCGGUAGUAAGCAUGGUGGCACCGGUGGUUCGAAUCACUGAUACGGACGUUACGCCUGUGGCAGACAGUGAUGAUAGUAUUGACGACCGAGGACGAUUCAACUUAAGGUUGGCCCUCGAUGGCGAUAUAAUUUUGCCUCUGGAUGGCAAAAUUGAAGACAAUGCAAUGGCAGGACGUGAACUUGGUGAAACAAUUGAUACCUCAGACGAAAUGGAAAGCGAACAACUUCAGGAGAAGUUGGAAGAAAAUUUCGCAAGAAUUUCUAAUUUGGAACAAAAUGCUGCUGAAGGGGGGUCUGUGCCUUAUCAGGUGCCAGUGGAAGAAGAAAUUCAGAACAAGCAAGCAAAUCCUGGAUUACAAGAGAAGCUUCGCAAUCAAGCUGAAAAGCUGACUUCUCGAUUUAAAAAUUUCCAAAGGCCUAGUUUCACAGUUCCUACUCGUUGCAAAUUUAGUAAAAAGAAACCCGCGCCAGUAUCUGUUCCUGAAAACCAAAAAACUAAAAAAUUGAACAGAAUGGAACGUUUUAAAAUGGCACUUCCUGAAAGGCCACGUUUUCAAUUUCCUAGUAUGUCAAAGUUGAGCUUAAAGAAGCAUCCGAAACUUAAUAUUAAACGUCCUAAAGUGCACCUACCUGCAGCUAUCAGUAGCACUCUGAAACGCACGCCUUCUUCGCGAGUGAAACAAAAACAACAAUCAACGAAAUCUUCUUACGGAUCUCACAAAAAUAUUUUUUCACAUUUUUCAAGUUGUCAGAAAAUUUUUGAUUGGAAGGCAAAAAAUAAAGAUGAAUAUACUACAUCGUCACCAAAAGAAACACGUGCUCAUGUUAUCGACAGUUUCACUUAUCCGCGCGCUAAGAAUACCCUUAAGGAUCGGGGGAAUCAAGAAUUUAAAGAAAAUGAAUUCUUAGAUGAGGACAUGUGUGAUCAAAAAGUUGCAAUAGAAAGAACAAGACCAUGGAGACAUGCAUCUCUAGAAGAACCGCGAUUAGCUUUUAGAAUUCAGUCAUCAGAAUCUCAUGAGGAAUCAGAAAAUUUACCUUGGGAGAUUGAACAAAAAACAUUUAUUUAUCAGGAAGAAAUACAAUUCGCUGAUUAUGAAGAAGAUUCUCAGGAACAACCCUGCCAAACAGAAGACAAUAUGGAGACAGAAAAAGAUGAUAAUUAUAACGGUGAAGAAGAAUAUAAAUUAAGGGUUAUAAGACUGAAACAAAUCGAAGAUUUUAGAAACAACGACAAUAAUAAGUUUGAAGAAUCUACUCCAUCAUUAGAGAUUAAUCAAAUUGAAAUUAGGAAUAUGUCUUACGAAGAAAAUUCUCCAGGGCCUUCAAAUGCUGAACAACAAUCAAGUGAAAGUUCCUAUGGAAAGCCUAGUCAUAUUAUUCAAGAGACAGAUUCAGACAAUUUUUCAAUUCAUGACGAUAAUAGUCACGAUAAUAUGAAUGUAAAAAUGUAUAUUGAUCGAAAUUUACAUAAAUUUCACGAAGAUAAGUACACAAAUUCACUUACUGACUUCAACGAACCCCCUGUACCACCUCAAAGACCUUAUCGCACUAAAUCAUUAAGAAAAAGAAAAGAGAAAUUUUUGAAGUCAUUUAAAGAUUCACCACCUAUGCAUACAAGAAAUGAUCAAAUAUUACACUACAGUGAUCUAUCAUUGGAACACUUAAGUCGAAGGGACAGCUUCUCAAAUUCUACUCACAGAAUAGUUUAUCGAGCAGAAACUAUAUCUCGUGAACAAUCUCCAAUAGAUUAUUUAGAUGAUAUCGUAGUUUUAAAGCCUAUACGCAGAAAGUCAAAAAGUUCCAUUCACAGUCAAGCUGAAUCUCAUAUUGGAUCUACAAAGAAUUCUGUUGAUGGUACUACAACAGAAUUGUUUUCACCAAUUGUUCCUUGUCGUAGGAAACGAAGUCGACAUCAGAAUAUAAAUGGAGUAAUUGAUACAGAAAAUGCAAUAAACAAUUCUAUUUGCAAUGGCCAUAAUAAUAUUUUGCAAAAUUCCGUACAUGAUGAACUGUCAUCAAACAAGCACUUCAUGUAUUUCCCACUUGAUACAGAAAGGGAAAAAAACUUUUUACAAAAUGUUGAAGGUGAAAUGUUUCAAGUUCCACCUAUACCUCCAAAAAGAAGAUCGCGGUCUAGGACUGCUUCUUUUACAACAGAUAAAAACCACUCUUUGCAUGAUGUCGAAUCGAUUUCAGAAGUAUAUCUUGCAGAUUGUGAUAUGGCUCAAGCUGAUCUUCAUGAACAGUCACCUGGCUAUGCUGUUAUAGAUAAACGUGAAAAGUCGUCACAUGUUCCUCCACCUAGACAACGAAGACACAAAAGUGCUACAAAUCCGAGACCUUCAACGCCUAAACGUACACAAAGAGCCUACAGCACAUUAAGUCACGUGAAAAACAAUAUACCUAAAGCAGAAAAUAUAAUUAAUUCGUCGGAGGAUGUUACACAAUAUGUUAACAUUGAUUCAGAUGAAGAACAUAAAAAUUUCAAAAGUGAAUUUCUCAAUAAAGUUCAAAGUCGUCCUUUACCAGCUCCACCAAGGCCACCUAGAUUACAGAAAUUAUCAAAAUCAAGUGAAUAUUACGAACCGGAAAACGUGCGUGACAGUGGAGAAGCGGUUGCUUCUACACAGACUGAUCCACUAUCAGAUGACGAAGUAAUAGAAGAAGAAGUAACCCAAGCUAAGCUUGUUAUGUCCCACUCAAGACAUGGUUCACAGAUAUUAAUUUCGACUGAACGAAUUCCAACGCCAACUCUUCGACCAACAACGCCCUCAUUACAAAUUUCAGAUCAACCGCUUGAAAAUGAUGAUUUAGAUCACUUAGAAAAACCUAUGAGUAAAUCAGAGGAAAAUAUUCCAGACAAAAAUGAUAUUUUGCGAACAGCUUUACUAUCUGAUGAACCAAUACGAAUUAAUAACCUAGAAGUUGGAGAUUUACGAGUGGACCGACUCAGUGUUUCUCAAUUAGAGGCAUUUAAAAUUGCAGCUUCUGAAAUUGAUGCGAUGGUUGUUUCAGCUUCUGAACUAAGAAGGGAAGGAAGUUAUAAAGAAAGUGAAAUAAGUCAAUCGUUGCUAGAAGAAUUAUUAGCUAUUAGAAAUCGUUUAGAAACUGUAGCACAAUUCCAAGAAAGACCACGUUCCACAACAGAAGAUGCAUGUACAGCUACAAAUGACGAAGAAAUUAAUAUACCAGGCGAUUUACAAGUUUCAGAUGAAGUUCUACCGAGUCCUUUGCAACAUGUUGAAUCAGAUGCAGAAACAGGGUCAGGUAAUGUAGAAAUAAUAAAAAUGAAAGUCAAUAAAGUAGUUGAGCAAAUGGCGCGAUCAUCUGCACAAAUAGAAAUUUUACAAGAUCAGAUUUUGCAGGUAAAAAGUCUGAAACCUGAGAGUGAAAUCAGACCUGAGAUGGACCUUGCAACUUCACGUGAAACAUCUGUAGAAAAAGAUGCGUUACUCUGUCAGAAAGUAAGAAGCAGUUCAAUAACCUCAACACCACCUAGUGGAAAAGAUUUUAAAAUUCCAUCUCAUGCAAAAUCUCUAACACCAGUAACAGACACUUCAGAAAUACGACCAACUCAUCGAACAACUUUGGAAAUGUUAUCACACCAAACAAUUACUCCACACAUUGAAGGAAGAGAAUGUACAAUUGAAACCUCACAAAUUCCUGUUCAUUUUUUUUCAUUAGCUUCACCUAUUCCACCGCAAGCUGAAACAGAAAUCAGUCUUACAGAAACCACUCGACAAAUGUUCAGAGCAAUUCGUAUCAUUGGGGUCAGAAAUUUGAGGCACAUGGUAAAUUACAUUGCCUUAAAAGUGGGCAGGGAAGAUGCAAGUGACAAAAUUCGAGAAGUAGAAUUAGUUUUGUGUGCCUUGCUACUGAUAGUUGCUGGAUUGUUAAUUAUAUCGUUUGGAAGUCCACGAAAUGUAACCCACCACCAUCACUGGGAUUAUUUCAAUCCACCACAAUAAUAAUCCUAUAUCUACUUCAUCCACCAGCAACAUAAAAUUAUUAUUUCUUUAAAAUAUGAAAUUUAAAUUGAUAUAUUCUUUUUAUUACAAAUUUGUCUACAUUGCUAAACUUUAAUAGCUAGUGAUAAUCAAAAUUAAAUUUGACUUUAUUAUCUUCUUUCUACGAAAUAAAAAUUAAUUUUUGACGAACAAUAUUUUAUAUUUUAAGAAAAAAUUGUAUAAAAGUUGUAAAAUAAGUUCAAAUUUGUUUUUCAAUUUUUAAUGUAUACAACAAUCGAUUCACAAAAUAUUUUCUAAUGGAAGAAUAGGAAACCUUUUUGAAAUAAAAUUAGCCUUAAAAACUGAAAUCCUUAUAAUCAUAAUUCUUUGCAGAGGACUUUAUAUUAAAAUGCACUUUUUAUUAUAAAUUUUUUACUACAUGCCCGAAUAGCAACGGAUAUUUCAAGAUGAUCGAUGGACGUCCUAUAAGUAUACGGAAAUUUCAAUAUCCCUAAGAUUUCGGGUAGGUUUUCAAUGCCCCAUAAAUAACCUAAUUCCCACAUACCUAUGGUUUUUCCUUGGACAUUAUGAAAAUUUAGGUGCUGUGUAGAGUUAGUUAUAAAUUUAAAACAAUAUGAUGGCAACAACACUUCUAUUACCUCUCUCUACUCUAAUAAACACUAAGUUAUUGUACAAGUCAACUUGUCUAAGUUAUUAUUUCAUCAAUCAAAUAUAAAUAAAAUUAGGGAUAUCUAUAA
Leptopilina heterotoma is the source of this 5123-nucleotide messenger RNA. RefSeq lists its product as uncharacterized. The record is from RefSeq and is a predicted model, not a curated record. Lineage: Eukaryota; Metazoa; Arthropoda; Insecta; Hymenoptera; Figitidae. The transcript has 3 exons. Bases 172 to 4386 code for a protein of 1404 amino acids.